Pollicipes pollicipes is the source of this 1948-nucleotide messenger RNA. RefSeq names its product cytochrome P450 2B19. Lineage: Eukaryota; Metazoa; Arthropoda; Thecostraca; Pollicipedomorpha; Pollicipedidae. Gene Ontology annotation, cellular component: cytoplasm; intracellular membrane-bounded organelle. The record is from RefSeq and is a predicted model, not a curated record. The coding region runs from base 56 to 1510 and encodes 484 amino acids. Gene Ontology annotation, molecular function: steroid hydroxylase activity; heme binding; iron ion binding. The transcript has 2 exons. Gene Ontology annotation, biological process: xenobiotic metabolic process.
UCUCAUCGGGGCAGUCGACGGGUUAGAGCGAGACUGUGAGGGAACUCCGAACAGCAUGCUGACGGCAGUACUGGUGUUCGUCUUGGCGCUGGUUACGUACGCGGUUCACAGCGCGCUAAGGACCAGUCACCAUCCACCGGGUCCCAGGGGUCCACCAUUCAUCGGCCAGGCCCUCUCCAUAGACUGGCGGCACCGGGAACGGACGUACAUGAAAUGGUUUAAGAAAUACGGCCCCAUUUUCAAGGUCAACGCUGGUCCAGAAACGUUAAUUGUUCUCUCAGACCCAGAACUGAUCAGGGAGGCUUUGAACAAAGCAACAACGAGUGACAAAUCCACCAACGAAUUCUUCAAGCUGCUCUACGCCGACAAAGGAAUUAUCUUCUCUAGUGGUGACCUUUGGCGGCUUACGCGUCGUUUCACCCUCUUUCAUCUGAGGAACUUUGGCAUGGGGAAGUCAAGGUUGGAAGCUGUCAUGCAGGACCAGAUCAAUGACUUCAUCAACGUUGUGUUAGCUCCCAGUGAGGGGAAGCCUAUAUUGCUCGACAACAGUAUGAAUGUAGCUGUCUUCAACAUUCUCUGGGGAAUCGUGGCUGGAGAAAACCUGGACAUUAAAGACACCAGAAUUCUGAUGGUAAUGGACAACCUGAACAAGAUGAACGAAAUCGCGGACCGCUUCGUGAUCUUCGCGGCCAUGCCGGCACUGUUGAAGCUGCCGCACCGUAUGACCGGACUGGACCGGCUCCUCAAAUACUUUCACUACCCGAUCGACAACCUGCUGCAGCCGGCGCUCGACCAGCACCGUCGUACCGUCGACCUGGACAGCGAGCCGCGCGACUACAUCGACUGCCUCCUGCAGGAGCAGAGCAGAAACCCAGCCCUCUUCACUGACAGCCACCUCCUGCGCACCAUCAUCGACCUCUUCUUCGCCGGCGCCAACACGACGACCACCACGCUCCGCUGGGCCUUCUGCUUCCUGUGCGCGCGUCCCGACGUGCAGGAGCGCCUCGCCUCCGAGCUGCACCGGGUGGUGGGCGAGGGGCGCGCGCCCACGCUCGCCGACCGGCCGCAGCUGCCGUUCACCGAGGCCGUGCUGAUGGAGACGCAGCGGUUGGGCGACGUCGCGCCCACGGGGAUGAUGCACCUCUGCAGCGAAGAGUUCCAGCUGGGUGGCUACACGGUGCCGCGGGGCGCGCAGGUCCUCCCCCUGUUCACGGCUGUGCACCAGAGCGAGGCGCUGUUCCCGGACGCGGCCCAGUUCCGGCCGGAGCGCUUCCUGGACGCCGAGGGCAAGCUGCAGCCGAACCGCGCCCUUAUGGUCUUCUCCGUGGGCAAGCGGGCCUGCCUGGGGGAGGCGCUGGCGCGUGCCGAGCUCUUCCUCUUCGUCACCACGGUGGUGCACAAGUUCCGGCUGCGCUUCCCCGACGGCUUCACGCACGACUUCGGUAUUAACCAGAACAGGGCCCUCAUCAAUGAACCGAAGGAGUAUUCGUUGAUCGUGGAGAGGCGCUGAUUCCAAGCAGCAAUGAUUUGGUUCGGAUGCGUUCAUGAAGCUCUGUGUUUCCAUUUAUGUCAAACUAAAACGAUUCAAAUGGUAGACAAGCAAGCAUGCCCACGGUGCCAAGUUGACAUGCCGACAUGCCGACUAUUGUGCCAUGCUGACAUUGUGCACUGGCAAAACUCAGUGGGCAAAAGCAAAAUAAGCAUAUUUACUCAGUUCAGCAAACCAUUUUUAGCCUGACAUGAGUGCAAGAGUGACUUAAUUAUAUGAUGACUAUGAGGGUUAGAGCGGAUAGUAAGUUAAUGUGAGAGUAAUAGUAAGUUGAAACUGAAAUGGAGCCAGGGGUGUAGUUUCCUAUUUAGUUGGGGGCUUGAGCCCCCCCCCCCCAACUUGGGCUUCAGUUCCCCAAAUCUUGGGGAGAAAAUGGGCGGCAUCCCAGGAGAAACUUGU